Messenger RNA from Hyla sarda, 1430 nucleotides. It is a transcript of the gene SF3A2, whose product is annotated as splicing factor 3a subunit 2. Gene Ontology annotation, biological process: spliceosomal complex assembly. The record is from RefSeq and is a predicted model, not a curated record. NCBI's taxonomy places the organism in Eukaryota, Metazoa, Chordata, Amphibia, Anura, Hylidae. Gene Ontology annotation, molecular function: nucleic acid binding; zinc ion binding. Bases 178 to 1347 code for a protein of 389 amino acids. The transcript has 9 exons. Gene Ontology annotation, cellular component: U2 snRNP; catalytic step 2 spliceosome; nucleus.
CCCGCCUAUGCACCCGGAAGACGAGAAUGUCCGAAUUGUUCUUAGCAAUAAAGUUCUGUGAUGGACGACGUCACGUCCUGCUAGUUAGCGCACUUCCGGGGGAGAGCGAGGGAGCUGAGAAAGUGGGGAGCAGAGAGGUUUCUUUCUUAGUGCAUCCCCCAGGACCCACUGCUGACCAUGGAUUUCCAACACAGAGCAGGUGGGAAGACUGGCAGUGGAGGAGUUGCCUCUGCAUCCGAGAGCAACCGGGAUAGAAGGGAACGUCUCAGGCAGCUGGCACUGGAGACAAUUGAUAUCAACAAGGACCCCUAUUUUAUGAAGAAUCACUUGGGCUCAUAUGAAUGCAAGCUGUGUCUUACUCUUCACAAUAAUGAGGGCAGUUACCUGGCGCAUACACAAGGAAAAAAGCAUCAGACCAAUUUGGCUCGGCGUGCUGCAAAAGAAGCUAAAGAAGCCCCUGCACAACCAGCCCCUGAAAAGGUUAAGGUUGAAGUAAAAAAGUUUGUGAAGAUUGGACGCCCUGGUUAUAAAGUGACAAAGCAAAGAGAUUCUGAAUGUGGCCAACAGUCUCUGCUAUUUCAGAUUGAUUAUCCAGAGAUAGCAGAAAGCAUCAUGCCUAGACAUAGAUUCAUGUCUGCCUAUGAGCAGAGAAUUGAACCCCCUGACAGACGUUGGCAGUACCUUUUAAUGGCAGCAGAGCCCUACGAAACCAUUGCAUUUAAGGUUCCAAGCAGGGAGAUUGAUAAAGUGGAAGGAAAGUUUUGGACACACUGGAAUAGAGAAACUAAACAGUUCUUCUUACAGUUUCACUUCAAGAUGGAGAAACCACCAACUGUAGCCACCAUAGCUCCUGCACCACCUGGUGUUAAACGUCCCCCUCCACCAUUGCUGAAUGGAAUGCCUCCUCGACCGCCUAUUCCAGAAAACAUGCCCCCGCCACCUCCAGGUGGAAUGCCACUACCUCCCAUACCUCCUGGAGCACCAGCUCCCCCAGUGCCACCACCUCAACUUCCUCCUGCUCCUGGAGUGCCACCUCCUGGUGUACCACCUCCGGUGCCUCCUCCCUCCUUACCCCCUCCAGGUGUUCCACCUCCUGGUGUACCACCACCACCACCAAACCCUGCUGUGCCGCCUCCUGGAGUUCCCCCGCCUGGAAUUCCUCCUCCCGGAAUUCCUCCACCAGGGGUACCACCACCACCAGCACCAGGAGUUCCUCCUCCUCCAACUCCAGGUGUGCCGCCUCCAGCACCUGGAGUUCUCCCACCUGGACCUAUGCCCCCCAUGUUAAGACCACCUUUACCAAGUGAAGGACCAACAAAUAUCCCCCCACCACCUCCAACAAAUUGAGACGACUUAUGCUUGUGGCUGUGAGUGUACGUUCACCUUUUUUGUAGAAUGUAUUUUUUUUUUUUUUUUUGAUCACUUUAAUA